CCUCCUCCUCCAUCGCCUCUCUCAAUUCUAAUUGGGGUUUUCACAGAGUUUAUUCACAGAGUUUCAUCCUUAUAAAAUCCGCAAACCCAUUACUUUACUCUAUCCCAGCAACCAAAAUUCCCAAAUUUUAAACCCUAAGAAUUUCUUCUCUGUGUAAAUCCGUCUUCUUUGAUGAAGAAUCUCAACAAUUUCCCAGCAGAAAUUCUACUAGAAAUCAUCACUCGUCUACCAACAGAAUCAAUCAUAGAUUCCAAAUUAGUUUGUAGAUCAUGGAGGGAUCUUGUCUCUCAUCAUCCAUCCUUCUAUCAAAUGUAUUUAUCUUAUCUUAAUCAAUCAGCUAAAUCUGGUAAGACCCAUUUUCUUGUCAAAUCUAAGCAUCAAGAACAUCAGUGUUUUGAGUAUAAUGAGAGUCAUGAUGAAACACUUAAUCAUAGUCUCAGAAGGUUCAAUUUCACACUUCCAUUUACAUCUGAAUAUAUCAUUAUUGGAUCGAUUAAUGGGUUAGUCUGUCUUUAUAAAGCUGAUCAUAUUUCUCUAAUUUGUAAUCCUGUGACAAGAAAAUAUGUUGUUCUUCCAAAAUUUGAGAGGGGAUGUGGUGAAUCUGGUGAUAAGUAUAUUCAUUGUUGGACUGGAUUUGGUUAUCUUCCUUUAACUAAUCAGUAUAAGGUUGUUUUGUUGUACCAAUCGAAGAGAGAACCUAGUUUUAUAGAGGCUGCGGUAUACACUCUUGGCAGUGGGGAAGGGUGGAGAACUGUUGGGAAGUUGGAAUUGGCAUUUUCCAUAUGCUAUGCUGAACCUGGUGUUUUUGCAAACGCAGCUCUUCAUUGGAAGGAAAAUGAUGAAAAAGGAAGGGUUUUGGUUUACGAUUUGACUGAGGAAAAGUUUGGUGAACAUCUUUCACCACCUUCUGUGCCACCAGAUGGUAGGGGCGUUACUUAUUUUAUAGGGGAGUUAGGUGGGGUUUUAUAUUAUUCCAUCUAUUACUUCAACGGAGACAUACUACUUUGUGACAUAUGGCUACUGAAAGAGAAGAAUGAUAUUCAUGAUUUGAAAAGGCAGGUGGAACAUGAGCCAUUGGGUUGGAGUAAAGCGUGUACUCUUCCUGGAAAAGAACCAUUAGCCGUUACCAAGAGUUGUGGUGUUUUAUGUUACGAUUACACCUCUCUCAACAUUUAUGAUGCAGCAGCUUCAACCUCGAAAAAGCUUGUGGACUUUGGUGCAGCAAUUAGUCAAAUAUUCUCUCACAAGAACACCUUAGUUUCUUUGAAAGAAUUAGGAGAAGGAGAUAUAAGAACAAUGGAGUCAGCUGAAAUUGAGGAGAGAGACCCGUGAUUUGUCGAGAAAGAAGCUAACAAGAUGAGAUCCCUGGAUACACUUAUUAACUGGAUUUGAUGCAUGCUCAGUUGCUUUGUGAAUGUCAUUCCUGGUCAUACUGACUCAUUCUGUAAAGGACUUGAUUCAUCAAAGUAGCUGUGGAAGAAGAGGCAGGAGCUGUAGGUUGAGGACGCCAGUAUCGCUGCUUUCUUAGAAUGUAUCUGCUAGUUGUCAUUGCGAGAUUGAAGGAACAGGAUUAUUUUAACUGGUUAUCAUGUCUGAUAAACACACCUUACCACACAGUACUUCAAAAGAGUUUCCCAAUCCUCAGUUGGUUCAGUUUCCGAACUGUUAACUCUGGGUCAGUCAGAUUUCAAUUUGUAUCAUUUUGAAAGGAUGUUUAGGUUACCAUGUCGUAGCGUGAGUUAUUAGUCGUCGCUAAUAGCGUUUGUCCUAUGUCUUAACUUAUUCAAUCGCAAUUUCUGUUCCACUUUCUAUUGAGUAUGUUCUGCAGAAUAUCAAGAAAAGGUCCAAUUCCAAUCUGUGUUGUUGAAAACUUUUGAAUUUUCCCUUUAAAGUUUUUCUAUUA
This is a messenger RNA of Papaver somniferum (opium poppy), 1903 nucleotides long. Its product is annotated as F-box/kelch-repeat protein At3g06240-like. The transcript is spliced from 3 exons. The record is from RefSeq and is a predicted model, not a curated record. Gene Ontology annotation, molecular function: protein binding. The coding region runs from base 172 to 1332 and encodes 386 amino acids. NCBI's taxonomy places the organism in Eukaryota, Viridiplantae, Streptophyta, Magnoliopsida, Ranunculales, Papaveraceae.